UCGAAAUAAAAGUCAAGGGCAAUAACUCAGUCUUUUCUUAUGCAAGCACAGAACAACAUUUCGUAUUGAAAUUUGAAGUAUAAAUAAUGUGUGCUGUCAUUUAAGAUCAGAUUAGAAUGUAUGUAUAUGAAUCUUUCAGAGUAAAUUAUAGUUUGUAAGUAUUUAUAAAGCAUGGAAAAGAUAUGUACAUAUUGUGUUCAAAGAUGUCUACAAAAGUUUCAUCCAACGUCAAAAGUAAGACAGAUCAGGCUUCAUAUAAAAUCUUAUUCCUCCAAUAGUACAGAUCUUAAUAAAAAAGGAUCAAUGAGAGCUUGGCAGAUCCACCAAUAUGGAGGAAAUGAAGAAUUGACACUAUCAGAUUCUGUGACAAUUCCUAAAAUAAAAGAUCCAAAAGGAAUUCUCAUAAAUGUUCAUGCUGCUAGUAUAAAUCCAAUUGAUUGUCGCAUGAGAGCUGGAUAUGGAAGCACAGCUAUGAAUGGAAUAAGACAAAAGACAAUAUUCCCAAGAAACGGAGGAGAAUUCCCACUGAUUUUAGGGAGAGAUUUUUCUGGGGAAGUUGUAGAAACAGGAAGAGAUGUAAGGAAGUUUCAACGUGGAGAUGAGGUAUGGGGUACAGUUUUUGCCUCCAAACAAGGAUGUCUGGCAGAUUAUACGAUAGCUCAGGAACAUGAGAUAUCAUUGAAGCCCUCCAUGAUAACACACACAUCAGCCAGUUCUAUACCAUAUGUUGCCUGUACAGUUAAUGCAGCUUUAAAAGAAUUUGGAGGAUUGAGUGAAAAUAGUGUAAAAGAUAAAAGAGUUUUAAUUUAUGGUGGUUCUGGAGGAAUAGGAACAUUUGCUAUACAGCUGAUGAAGGCUUUUGGAGCCGAAGUAGCUACAAUAUGCAGUACAGAUGCAAUAGAGCUAGUAACCUCCCUUGGUGCUGAUAUUGUCAUUGACUACACAAAACAAGAUGUCAGACAAGAAUUAGCCAAUAUAGAAAAAUUUGACAUAAUAUUGGAUAGUUUUGGGAAAGAGAAAACAGGAUAUUCGAUGGAAUUCUUGAAAUCAUCCAAAUGUAAUGAAUCCAAAUAUAUAACAUUGAAACAUCCGUUUUUACAGAACAUUGAUGACUAUGGUAUACCUGUAGGACUAUUGAGAUCACUGUCAGACGCUGCUAUUGACAUUUCUUUGGGUUUAAGAAAAGGAAUUAGUCACAGAUGGGCAGUCUAUUUACCCACAGGGAAAGCUUUAGAAAGAUUUGCUAAACUAGUAGACGAUGACCAGAUAAUUCCGGUGAUAGACAAAGUUUUUCGGUUUGAAGAUGUUCCAGCGGCAUUUGAAAAAGUUGAACAAGGUCAUGCUAGAGGUAAAACUGUGAUACAAAUGGUCAAAGAGAAGUGACAGGAAAAGCCAUAAAUCAGGAUCAGCAUCUUAUCAAAAGAGGAUAGUGAAUUUCAGAACAUUGAUAUGAAUCACAAUGGGACAUUUUGUUUAAAGAACAAAAUUAGAGAGAGAAGAGAACCAUAAAUCUAAAGUAUAUAUUUAUUGUGUCAAACACAAAUUUAAUGCAAAUGCUUCUUUUAGUGAGACUCAUCACUAAUAUUAAGUGCUAAAAUUGAUUAAUAUUUAAAAUGAAAAUUUGUUGAGAAAAUCAAAAAUGGGAGUUUUUACAAAAUUUCAUCCUGUUAAUUUUUCAAAGGUCUCCAUGAUUUAUGUUAUGACGACUAAAGUCAGUUAGAGUUAUCUCUCUUUAUCUGUAAUUGAUAUGCCUAUACACAUACACAUGUAGUUUGAAUGAACAUACCUGCUAAUUUUAAAUUUCCCAAUUUGAUAAAAAAUUACGCAUAUAUUUCCCAAUAAAAAAGGGUAGAGGUAGUUUUUAAAAAUGCCAACAAUAUCACUACCUGCCAACUUUUCAAAAUGCCUAUGGGGGUUUUGCGUGCAAGAUGGCUGUCAUAAUCAUAAAGACAUUCAAGGGGCCUUGAAAUACAUUGUAAUGUUGUUUUUGUGGCUUCUUCAUACUUGUACAAGCAUACAGUAAUUGUAAAACUAAUUGUUUUGUUUAAAAUUGUGGACAAAUUUGCUCUUUCAAAAUUUCAAUUUGGGAGCCUCCAUGGGGUAAAUCCCCCUCAAAUAGUGACAGUUGGCAGGUAUGAAUUAUGAACUAUAUCACAUAGGAGUAGUAAUAAAAUAUGGCUUUUUAAAAUAUUUUAGGGUCAUGUCUUUUGUAAUUAACUUCUGUGUCAUUUACUCUGGUGGUACUUAACUUUUAGUCCCGGUCUCCUAUUAGGUCACAUGACAGGAAUGAUACAUAAGGUUGUUUGUUAAAACUUUUUUAGAUAUUGAAAAUAAGCUUAAAGCUGAGGCCUCGAAAAAAUUAUUUGAGCCGGAAACUCAAAGAUGAGGUCUCCAAAAAAAUAUUUGAGCCGGAAAGACAUUUUUUAAGAUCAAGUUUAUAUUUUUUUUUUUGCUCACAUCUUAUUAAGUCCUUUUAAUCUGUGAUGGAUAAUUGCCUCAUUGGCAUUGUUUAUACAACAUGCUUUGUAUGUGCAAAUUAAGUUGCUCAUUGCAACUUCUGUGAUGAAAGCUGACCAAAUUAUACUUUAUGAUUUCAGUGCUCCUAAAAUAAGUUAUUUAGUAUCAUAAUUGUUUGUCACAGAAAUGCCUGGUGUGGUGAAGAACUUAUACAGUAUACUUGAUUUAUGUAAAGAUCUUUGAGAAAAUAUAAAUUAUGUCAUACUACUUGGUGAUAAGUAUUUACAGAAGUUCGUUCAUUGAUUUUUUUUAGUAUCAUUGCUAUAGCAGUAUUCACUAGGGUCAUUUGGUAAACCCGAUUUUUUUUCUGAAUAUUUAAAAGAAGCCAUUGAUUUCUAACUUUUUACAAGAAGCCUUUUGAUUAGCCAGAUUUCUUACUUUUUACAAGAAGCCAUUUGAUUUGCCUGAUUUCUAAGUAUUUGCAAGAGGCCAUUUGGUUACACAUAUUUGUUGUGCUAUCACCUCAAUAUAAAUGUGAUUUAGUAUUUAUGUUUAUAUUAUGAAUGUUAAUUAUAAAUACAAUAAGUUUUGUAUCUUUCG
Molecule: messenger RNA, 3057 nt
Organism: Mytilus trossulus (common blue mussel)
Lineage: Eukaryota; Metazoa; Mollusca; Bivalvia; Mytilida; Mytilidae
Product: reticulon-4-interacting protein 1 homolog, mitochondrial-like
Exons: 10
Coding region: 172-1383 (403 amino acids)
Cellular component (GO): mitochondrion
Molecular function (GO): zinc ion binding; oxidoreductase activity
Source: RefSeq, a predicted model, not a curated record